Molecule: messenger RNA, 953 nt
Organism: Hippopotamus amphibius kiboko
Lineage: Eukaryota; Metazoa; Chordata; Mammalia; Artiodactyla; Hippopotamidae
Gene: TIMM17A
Product: translocase of inner mitochondrial membrane 17A
Exons: 6
Coding region: 37-552 (171 amino acids)
Biological process (GO): protein import into mitochondrial matrix
Cellular component (GO): TIM23 mitochondrial import inner membrane translocase complex; mitochondrial inner membrane
Molecular function (GO): transmembrane protein transporter activity
Source: RefSeq, a predicted model, not a curated record
AGCCCCUCUCCGCUCGCCCGGCAGCGCGGAGCCAAGAUGGAGGAGUACGCGCGCGAGCCCUGCCCCUGGCGCAUCGUGGACGACUGUGGCGGGGCCUUUACGAUGGGAACCAUAGGUGGUGGGAUCUUUCAAGCCAUCAAAGGUUUUCGCAGCUCUCCCGCGGGAGUGAACCGCAGGCUGCGAGGGAGCUUGGCGGCUGUGAGGACCAGGGCUCCGCAGCUGGGAGGUAGCUUUGCAGUCUGGGGAGGUCUGUUUUCCAUGAUAGACUGCAGUAUGGUUCAAGUCAGAGGGAAAGAAGACCCCUGGAAUUCCAUCACGAGUGGCGCCUUGACGGGAGCCAUCCUGGCAGCAAGGAACGGACCAGUGGCCAUGGUAGGGUCCGCCGCCAUGGGGGGCGUUCUCCUAGCUCUCAUCGAAGGAGCUGGCAUCCUGUUGACAAGAUUCGCCUCUGCUCAGUUUCCCAACGGUCCCCCGUUUGCUGAAGACCCCUCCCAGUUGCCUUCAGCCCAGCUGCCGGCCUCCCCCUUCGGGGACUGUCGGCAGUACCAGUAGGCCCUCUCCCAGGACUUCUGUGACGGGAGGAGCUGCGCUUCAGAGAAGGGCUUCACACGAUCAAGUCCAGUCCGGUUUUAAACCCGGAGGCGGGACAGCUGUGGCCAGUAGGCUGCGGAGAACCAUUUAGCACCUUUUCUACUCGUCUACUCGACGGAACGUGGGGGGAGGUCUUAGAAGAUAACACGUGUAUUUAUUCACACUUGAUUGCAUUUGUGAUCAGAGUAAAUGUCUAGACUCUUUAGAAGGAAAUACAGGAAAUGCGGAGGAGCCGGAGGACCAGACGGCCGCGAAGCACGACCGUCGUGCCUGGGGGACGUCUCUGCCUGUUUGUCCUGUUAGUCAGACAAUAAAAAACGCCUGGCGAGUGUGCUUUCUUCUAAGAUAAGUCGUAGAGGUCU